AAUUCAGAGCGUUGUCAGAUUGUCCGUUCGUAAAUUCAGAGCGGACAAUGUCCUCUGGCACUCCAGAGUAAAUUUACGAACGCACCCUAUAAUCGUGACGUGUAGUUCUGUGGAUCAUCCACAUUAUUCUGAACGUAGAACAGGUCAAGAGGGGUUUCCCUAAUUACUACAGUCACAAAGUCACAAUUGGCUAUCGUAAAAAUGAUAUGGUGAGUCAUAAGGUUAGCAGUGUAUUUAAGGGUUAAGUUUUAAAUUGUAUUUGAAGAAGAUAAAUUGUAGAUAUAGGCGGGGUUUAUGGCUUAGUGGCUGUGGUAACUAGUGACAACAUUCAUCCAUUCUGAAACUGAUGAGGCGAUUAGCCUAGAUUUAGUUUUACUACGUGUCAGUUCGGUGGUGAUCAAUACUUGACAAUGGCUGGGGAAAUGUCUAUGAUCGGAUCGGUCAUUCUGGCUUUAUUUCUGGCUGGCUAUCUGGGCCAGCAGUAUCUGCCUCCACCGAAACCCAAAGUGAUCGGCCUAGAUCUGGGGACCACUUUCUGCUCCGUAGGAGUAUUCCACCCGGGUACCGGGGAUGUGGAGGUGAUAGGGGAUGAGGAGGGGCGGAAGAGCAUCCCUAGUGCGGUGUCGUUCACAUCUACCGAAGUCCUCGCCGGUCACGAGGGUCAGGAUCUGGCCGACAGCAAUCCUGAAAACACCAUCUAUGAUGCCAAGCGGUUUAUUGGAAAAAUAUUCGAACAAGAGCUCCUUGAGCAGGAAAGUGCUCGUUAUCCAUUCAAGGUGAUAAACAACAAUGGCAGUGCAGAGUUCUUUGUCACCACCAAUCAGACGUUCACAGUUACUCCCGAGUUCAUUGGUUCUCGGCUGCUGCUGAAGAUGAGGAAGAUGGCGGAGCGUCACCUGGGUGUCCACAUUCAGAGGGCUGUUAUCUCUGUCCCUGCUGAGUUUGAUGAGAGACAGAGGAACUACACCAUCAGGGCUGCCAACCUGGCCGGACUGGACAUCCUGCGUGUGAUCAACGAGCCCACAGCUGCAGCGAUGGCGUAUGGGUUACACAAGGUGGACGUGUUCAACGUGCUGGUGGUAGACCUGGGAGGAGGAACACUGGACGUCUCUCUGCUCAACAAACAGGGGGGCAUGUUCCUCACCAGAGCCAUGUCAGGUAACAACAAGCUGGGGGGGCAGGACUUCAGCCAGAGGCUGCUCCAGUACACCAUGGAGAGGGUCCGCCAGCAGUACGGCGUUCCCCCCACCCUCAAAGAGGACAUCCACCAUCUCCGCCAGGCUGUGGAGGCAGCCAAGCUCAACCUCACCCUGCAGCCCAGCGCCGACCUCAGGGUACCCCUGCACCUGGAGCCCCAAGGAGACCCCAAGCAACCACCACAGGGGCCCACCAAGGACCCAAUCCCAGUCAUCUUCCAAGCAGUCAUCACCCGUGAGCUGUUUGAAGAGUUGAAUGCCGACCUCUUCCAGAAGAUUCUGGCGCCUGUAGAGACAGUGCUGGCCGAGGGCCACCUGGGGAAGGAGGAGGUGGAUGAGAUAGUUCUGGUGGGAGGCUCCACCCGCAUCCCUAGGAUCAGGAAGCUGAUCAGUGAGUACUUUGGGAAGGAGCCCAACACCUCAGUGGACCCAGACUUGGCAGUGGUGACUGGGGUGGCCAUCCAGGCUGGCAUUAUGGGCGGCUCCUGGCCUCUACAGGUCAGCGCUAUAGAGAUUCCCAACAGACACCUCCGCAAGACCAUCUUCAAUUGAUCUAGUCGAGAGGUAGCAAGGGACUUAAGGAUGCCACCAGACAGAUACUUGCCAUAUUAAAGGAUGGUUAAUUGUGCUUCUCCAUCUUCACAAGGUGUGCAAUAGUAUUAUGAGGUUAAAAUAUGUUCUCACAGAGAAACUCAAAUUACACCAUCACUUUUUUACUGUCAACCCAACUUAUUAGACCAACUGUAGUAGAUUGAAAAUUGUGUUCAACUCAGGGAACAACCUUUAUUUCUAGAGAACUGUGACCAGCCAAGACACCUUCAGCUAUUUAUUUAUUUAUAGUGUUUGUAUUGUGAGUGGGGGGGGGUACUGUACAUGGUGUUAUGUUUUUCAGUAGAUGACAACGUGCUUGUGCCUUUUCAGAGAGCUGCACUAUUAGGCUUUGUGCUUUUAAGUCACCUGAUAUGAAGAACCACCAGUCCUAUUGACGAAGGCAUAAUGCUAUUAGUUUAGGACCAAAUAUUUUUGCACACAUCGUUACUAGCUUUACAUUCAAACAAUAGCCUAUGCUCAGCUUUGUAUGGGUUAACAGAUGUUCUAAAUAAGGGACUUGCUCAUCAUUCUGGUGCAAUUGAAUUAAGAAUCACUGGCUGACUUACACAUAUAGAAAUACUACAAGUGUAAGUGCCAUAAACACAAGACUAGGCUUAUGGUGCCUGUUUGAAGUAUUACCGUGUCUCACAAGACUGCAGGUGGACAGUAAUGGUUGAGGCUGUUACAGCCCCUGGAAUUAGAGAACAUGUUUGUUGACAUUCUCAUGUAUAGAAUGUACAUUCCAUAAUACUAGUCAAGACUGAUACAGUGGACACAUUUAAAUAAUAUACCUUUUAGAGGUUUGUUCAACAAGGUAAACAGUUUGCAUGCAUAUCUUGUUGAACGUGCCUCAGAUACUGCACAGUUCUCUAGCGAUAUGCUAUAGGAAUUUAUCUGGACCAUUCCAUUUCAACGGAGUAUGUAGAUGAAGAUAUUUUUGUACUGCAAGUUUUGCUUCUUCAAAUCACCCCCCCAAAUGGCUCCCUUAUAUCUGCUUGUACUACAUGCUGCUUUAAAUAAAUCCUGAAUUACAUAAAUACCAUUGAAUUUUCUUUCUAUGAGGGAUUUUCUAGAGCAGCGAACAAAAUUAAAGCCAGCUUUAAUAUACAUACAAAUCCAUUUAAACACAGUUCAGGACCAAACAGAGAUUGCCAUUUCUGUAAGAGAAAAUAGCAACAUAGAUGCAUCUUGCUGUCUGCAUUCCAUGAUUCUGACUUUCUAGUACAGGUGGAAGAAAAAAAUAAAAGGACAUUUGUGAUAAUGUUCCCAGCACAUAUCAACUGAAAAUCGUGAAAAUUCCAUUUACCAUUGUCACUCACUAGCUUCUUCAGCAAUGUGGUAACAUCUUGCCGCGUAACUGUACAAUUGAUGGAAAAACAUCAGUAUGUUAGAGAUCCACGUUGGUUACUUACUGGCAUGGGCUACUGCAUAGAACAUACAGUACAUUCAGAAAGUAUUCAUGUUCCACAUUUUGUAUAACAGCCGGAAUUCAAAAUGGAUUUGUUUCUUCACACACUACCCAUGACAAAGUGAACGUUUUAGAAAUGUUUGCAAAUGUAUUGAAAAUACCUAAGUGUUCACCCCCGAGUCAAUACUUGUUAGAAUCACCUUUGGUAGCAAGAUUAGUCUUUCUGGGUAAGUGUAAGAGCUUUGCACACUUGGAUUGAGUCUAUGCAACAUAUGUGACUUUUUACUCCUGAACUUAUUUAGGCUUGCCAUAUCAAAGGGGU
Molecule: messenger RNA, 3517 nt
Organism: Salvelinus namaycush (lake trout)
Lineage: Eukaryota; Metazoa; Chordata; Actinopteri; Salmoniformes; Salmonidae
Gene: hspa13
Product: heat shock protein 70 family, member 13
Exons: 5
Coding region: 411-1748 (445 amino acids)
Biological process (GO): cellular response to unfolded protein; vesicle-mediated transport; protein refolding
Cellular component (GO): nucleus; cytoplasm; cytosol
Molecular function (GO): ATP-dependent protein folding chaperone; ATP hydrolysis activity; heat shock protein binding
Source: RefSeq, a predicted model, not a curated record